AUGGUGCCCAGUGGGCGUGGGGAGAAUCUCCGGUCAGGGAUUUCUGACUUCCAACGAGAAGAAUCGGAACUGACACAGCAGAUCGAGGCAGCCAAGACCUCACUUGCAGCAGCAGUCCGAAGAUUCGAAGAUUCGAAAUCAGAACUGGGAGUCCAGGUGAUCGAUGUCGAAGCUCAUGCAGCCAUGGAGGAAGCAUCCAUGGAUGCCGCAGAUGGCAGUGCAGCUGGAGCAGCUCUCAUCGACAGCCUGGCGACAAUGCGCUCACAGUUAGAGACGGUGCAAGCUUCAGCCGAAGCAAUGGUGACAGAAGAAGCCAACAAUUCCAACAAAAGACAGCGAGUCGAAGAGGGAUUCGUACAGUCUGCGCCAUAUUCUGCACCAUCAGGCACGCCACAAGCCAUGCAGCCAUUUGCGCCACGGGAGACCACGGAGAACCAAAGUCCGCCUUUUCCAUCGCCCGACAAGAAGAACCGAACGAUGAAGAUCAAUCUGAACACCCUGUGCCUCCUUCAAGCUCGAGCAGCAGCACAAUUGAAGCAGCAAGGUUACACGCUACGUGUCUUCCAAGAUGUUGCAGACCUAUUUGACUUCCCGGAAGCUGGAAGGAUCGCUGCCGAAGUGCUGCAGAACACGUACGCAGCAACAGCCGUUCAGGAUCCAACACAGCAGACCAGUCCAACAGCCCACUUUGCGUGCCAUGUCCUUAUUGAACAAGCGAUUUCCAAUGUACGUGCAGCGGUAGUCUUGACGGCCCUCUUGGAAGGAGAUCACAGAGAUGCCAUCAUCCAAGGAAAAGAUGUGCUCUGCCCAUGGCAUGAUCAUUUAGACUUGCCCGAGGUGAUUCGUGCCAGUCUUCCCAAAGAGCGUCCAGCAAUUGACAUGAACAUUGACUGGUCAAGCUUUGAUAGAGUUAUCAUCUACACUGAUGGAAGCUCCAAGACGGCCAAUCGACGCAAACCUCCAUUAUGGGUUCAAGAGCAUGACACGCCAGAUGCAUGGUCGUUUGUUGUGUUAGGGGAGAAAUAUGGAAGUGCCACAAGUAUCCCUGAACUUGUCUUUCUUGGCUGGCAUGCGCAACAAGUCACCUAUGAAAACGACCUUUCGCAUUUCGUAGGUGUGUUUCAGGCUCUUCAAGCCACCAUGCCUGCUGAAUGUUUGGAAGUUCGCCAUGUUCGCGGCCACACAGGUGACCCUUGGAACGAGCUGGCGGACCACUUGGCAAAAUCCGAAGCCGCCAAGGGACAUCAACUCAAGAGACAGGCAGUUGACAUGCGUGAGUUCUUGCCAAUGCUUCCGUAUCUUUGGAUGGUUUUCGAUGGUGCAGCAGGACUCCCGGACUUUACUGGUGAAGGGUUUGACAUAGGCUUGCAGGAAGCCCGCAGUCCAGCAGGCAUGACCCAAGUGGACCAGGAUCAGUCGACACACCUGGACCUUCUGUCAGCCGAGGACCGCUGGAUUCGAUUCUUCAGCCAGAUGGAAGGCGGUGACAGAGCCCGACUUAGCAGGCCGACAGCAAUGAUUUUCCUUGAUCUUACCGAAGCCUUUUAUCGCAUCAUCAGACCACUUGCUCUGGGGGGUGAUUUAUCUGACGAGCGUGUGGCUGAGAUGGCACACAAACUGGGUCUGCAAGGAGAUGCGCUGCAUGAAUUUCAUGCCCAAUUAGCAGAACCAAGUGCCCUUGCGGAUGCUGGCGCAUCACCGACAGUGCAAAGAUUUCUCCAAGCCAUCCAUGCUGAGACUUGGUUUAGAAUUGGAGACCAACAAGACAUUGUCAAAACCACAAUCGGUUCGAGACCGGGUGACUCAUACGCAGAUGUGGUUUUUGGGUUUUUAUGGUCAAAACUUUUGCACUCAUAUGUGAAUGCUCUAGCGGAGCAUGACGUCUUGGAGAGGAUUCCGGUUUGUGACUUUCCUGAUCUGGUCCCAGUGGAUCCAUCUGCCGUUGAAACACAACAGCUGCGUUACUAUGGCACGUUGCACAACUGUGGUCGAGAUGCGCUAUGGGGAGUGCUGCAGGAAGAUCAUGAUUGGUUGACAUUGCUGAAGGAUGACAUGACUUGGCUUUGGGCUCAAAUUUCCAACACCUCAUCGAUUGGAGAUCCAAGAGAACAUUAUCCUGCUUGGAAAGACCUUCUCAUCCAUCAUGGAGGAUAUUGGAAAAAGUUGAUUAAGAGGGGUAUCAUGCAUGCGGUUGCGCAGAGAGACAACUAUGCAGUUGCUCUGCGCCUCCACCAGGACGUGGGCAUGACCUUAUUGCGGCAAAACUGGAUUGACAGCCUGCCAUGCAACACAGUCAUUGCAGAGCCUGAAGAGCACUAUGGCUGCAUGAAAUGCCAAUCGAGGCGUACGUUGCUCCACUUCCUGGAAGAUUUCACGUUGCAGGAUGCAGAGGUUCUUUCUUUUACUCAUGCAGAAGUAUGUGAAUGCUUGCAACAGCUUUGCCUUGUUGAUGCUUGGCCGUUUCUGAAGCAGACAUGCUACAGAGAGGGACAACAUCUUUCCACUGAUAUCAGUGAUUGGGAAGCGUGGUGCACUGACAUUGCAUAUCAGGCCAAUGCAUGGGACCAUCUGCAACCGCUGCCACGGACUUUGUGCAGACAGAAGGUCGUCCUGCAUGCUUAUGCAGGCAGACGAAGGCCUGGAGAUGUGGAGUGGUACAUCGAGGCGGUGGCCAAGAAGUACCCGGAUUUUCAGAUUUUCGUUGCGUCAGUCGACAUUGUCAUUGAUGGGAUCUAUGGUGACAUCUCGCGAGAAGACACCCGAACAUAUUGGGUCAGCCACAUUGCUCAAGGCCAUGUUGUGGGAUUUUUUGCUGGGCCUCCAUGCAACACGUGGAGCAAAGCACGACACCACAGUCUAGGCCCUCCUGAAAGCACCUUAAGGGGACCGAGAGUAGUGCGCACCCCAACAGAGCCUUGGGGUCGUUCGUCAUUGAGGUUGACGGAGUUGGCGCAGGUCAAUUUGGGCACACUGCUCUUGGGUUUCGCAUUCCAGUGCAUUGUUGCACUGGCCCUCAGAUCGGGCACAGGGUUCAUUGAACACCCUCGUGACCCAGAAGAGGAGGAGAAGGUGAGUAUUUGGCGGUUGCCAAUACUCCGAAUGAUCUUGACGCUGCCGAAUUUGCGCCUGGUGCACCUAGCCCAGGGAUUAUUCGGAGCACCAUCUGCAAAGCCAACUACGUUGCUUGUCCUAGGAAUGACAUCUUUGGAAAUGGCACUCUACAAGCAGAUGCUGGCCAAAACUCUUCCUACAGGUGCAUCAGUAGGCCGUGACCAAGACGGUCAAUUUCGAACAGCUCCAUUGAAAGAGUAUCCGCCAGCGCUAUGCAAGGCGUUGGCGGAAUCACUCAUGCUUGAUCUCACCUGCACAGAGUGCGGUGCAGAAUGCUUGCCGGCUGACCUGAUCCAGAAAUGUAAAGAUAUGGCAGGCUCGAUGAUGGCUGUGUUGCCGGGGGUGAAGUCCAAAGCCGACAUUGAGAAAGCCUGGUCCACGGUGGACCGCAAUGGAGACGGGCGUUUGUCAUAUCAAGAGCUGCGGCCGCUGUUGAGAGCUUCAAGCGGCCUGGGUGAUGAGACAGAUAAGAUUACGAUGGAAGAUCACAUCUACAGCCUUCUGAUGGUCAUGGACAAAGACAAAACUGGCUUCGUGGACCGGGAGGAGUUUAUCAGCUGCGUUAUGCGUUUCUUAUCCGGAGAAUCCUUGGUGAAUUCUGUAUCGAUGGCGAGCAUGCAUUCCAGCUUCGAGGCAGAUAUUGCUGCGGCACAAGCGGCAAGAAAAGCGGAAGCGAAGGGCGGUGCCAGCUCUGCGCUGAACGAAGAGAUGGCCAAAUGGACCGAUGAGGAGAUCUCGCAGUGCUGGGCUUCGACCCAGGGCGUGAUCCGGGCCCUGUCAACCACCACCGGGUGCGCUUCCGCGGUCUUUCAGGUGCUUGAUGAGGACUCGGAUGGUGCCAUCGACCGUGAAGAAUUCCGAAAGGGACUGAGGCAGCUUCUGGCUGGGAACAACAUGCUUCGGAACAUGCACGUGUGGGAGCCGCUACUUUGGAAGCUCGUGGACGAGGAUUCCAGCGGUGUGGUCUCUCCACACGAGAUGAACCUGGCCUUUUCAGUACGAGAGACCCUCUCCAUAUGA
Molecule: messenger RNA, 4131 nt
Organism: Cladocopium goreaui
Lineage: Eukaryota; Dinophyceae; Suessiales; Symbiodiniaceae
Source: the annotation of a GenBank genome assembly